GAACUAAUUUAAAGGCGAACUGUACCGAGUCAGGAAAGAAAACGUGCGAACAGUGUUUAACAUGUUUUUAAAUUUUGUUUUUUUAGAAACGUGUUUGUCUGACAUUUGACGUUGAAAGGUGGUCAUUGUUUAUUUAAACCACAAACCGUUCUACGUUUAACAGUGAGGUUGGAAUAUUUGAAAGAAAACCAUGAAGAAAAAAGCUCACCGCAGAGGAGAUUCCUCAUCUGAACUGCAGUCCUCUGACUAUGUUGUGGGUCAGGUGUCUGGCAGUUUAUUCCAGCAAAACUCUGCUGCUUCUGGGUCACUUUCAGUGUUAUUCAGCACAGCUGCAACAUCCUCAUCUCUUCUGUUCCAACCUGCUCCAAAGCUAAUUCCGAGGAGUGUGGAAAGAGAGGAGCUGCAGAAAGGAAGUGCAGAUGGAAUAAGACAAGAGAAACAGAAAAAGAAGAAGCCUCCCAGAGAGAGCUCUGUCGCAGAGCAGAAAGUUGAAAACAGGGAGAGCAGCUUACGGGAAGCAGAUGACGAAGAACAAGAUGAUUCUUCAGUGAAGAAGAAGAUUAAGAAGAGGAAGGUGUUGGAGUUGGACAGAGAGCAGGAUGCAGAGUACUGGGUGCUGAAGAGGCAGAAGAUGAAAGCCAGAAAACACGAGGAGGCAACAAAGACGAAGAGGACGGUGUUCGUCGGCAACCUUCCUGUCACCUGCACGAAGAAGACCGUGUUGAAUCUCUUCAAGGAUAAAGGAUCCAUUGAAUCAAUUCGCUUUCGCUCUCUGGUCAGAGAAGAUCCCGCCAUGUCUCGAAAACUUGCAGCUAUCAGACGACAAGUUCAUCCUCAGAGGAAAAGCAUGAACGCCUAUGUGGUGUUUAAAGAAGAGGCGGGGGCCAUCAGGGCUUUGGAGAGCAACGGCAUGGAGGUGGAGACGAACUACAACAUCCGAGUGGACAGAGCGACAGACGGCUCCUCUCACGAUCACAAGCGGUCCGUUUUUGUUGGGAAUCUGCCGUUUGAUAUACAUGAGCAGGCAUUCCGAAAGCACUUCGAGACCUGCGGGACAGUGGAAGCAGUGCGACUGGUGCGGGACAAGGACUCAGGACUGGGAAAAGGAUUUGGAUACGUCCUGUUUGAGAGCGCAGACUCGGUGCAGCUCGCACUGGAACUGAACGCCUCCAAGCUGGAGGGACGCUCCAUCCGCGUGAAGAGGUCCGUGAAGAAGGAGAAACAGAAAAACCAAACCGGCGGCAAAGAAACCGCCAAGAAACCCGCAAAGAACAAACGUUCAUGGCAAGACAAAAGUCCCGGACGCUUCAAAUCUUCCAAAAAGGUUUUUGGCAAUCAGCAGAAGUCCGAAAAAAAGUCCACCUCCUUUAAAGGCGAGAUGGUAGAUCCAAGCAAAAAGCCUAAAAAGAAAGGUCUAAAGAAGAAAGGAAAGGCAAAGAACAGGGUUCAUAUCUGAACUGCUGAAGAGACUUUCUGCUUUUUACCGGAACUUUUUGUUCUGCCGGUCAUUAAGAUCUCUCAGUACGGAGAUCCGAGGACCCCACCAGACCAUCCGUUCCCUCAUUUGUCCAAAAAUCAGGGAAAGAUUCUUCUGCAAACGCUGUCAUCUACGGGGGAAAUGCGUUCCUGCAGCCGGCAGCGUCACUUCUGACCCAGAACCCGAUCAUGUUUCUGUUGCAUCUGCUGUUCCGUGUCAGUUUGAUUUCUAAAGAAAACAUUUAAUUCACAGAAAGCUCCAGGAAUCAACAUUUCUGUAAAACAAAAUAAUAAAAUGUUUUCAAAAUACGGAGGAC
Oryzias latipes (Japanese medaka) is the source of this 1793-nucleotide messenger RNA. RefSeq names its product RNA binding motif protein 34 (gene rbm34). Gene Ontology annotation, molecular function: rRNA binding. The record is from RefSeq and is a predicted model, not a curated record. NCBI's taxonomy places the organism in Eukaryota, Metazoa, Chordata, Actinopteri, Beloniformes, Adrianichthyidae. Gene Ontology annotation, cellular component: nucleolus. Gene Ontology annotation, biological process: maturation of LSU-rRNA from tricistronic rRNA transcript (SSU-rRNA, 5.8S rRNA, LSU-rRNA).